AUGUUGUUUAUCCUUAAGAAUUAUGCCAUUAAUUUGCAUAUCAACCAAUGGUUCGCGGUCUCUACUUGGCACUGGCUUACCAACGACGAGUGCUGCGGCAUUUGCCGAAACGCUUUCGAGACGUGUUGUGCCGAUUGUCGCUUGCCAGGCGAUGAUUGCCCUCUUGUCUGGGGCGAAUGCUCUCACUGCUACCAUAUGCACUGCAUUGUCAAGUGGCUAAAUAGCCAGCAAAUGGCCCAACACUGUCCACUUUGUCGGCAGGAUUGGCGAUUCAAGAAUUAA
Messenger RNA from Protopolystoma xenopodis, 282 nucleotides. The record is from the annotation of a GenBank genome assembly. NCBI's taxonomy places the organism in Eukaryota, Metazoa, Platyhelminthes, Monogenea, Polystomatidea, Polystomatidae.